UUCAUCACGCAUCAUUUUGAGUAGAACAACCUUUUAUCUACACUUGAAUCGUUACGAAAUACUAGGUAGCUUCGACAGUAGACUACUCGAGAUUCAUCAUAUAAUUAAAAGUAUCAACCUUUGCUCUCGGUUUCAUAGUUUCAUAUCUUCAUCCUUUAACCUUCCUUCACAUAAACCUUCCUUCAUAUAAACCCUCCUUCAUAUAAACCUUCCUCCAUAUAAACCUUCCUUGUACCCUCCGUAUCUCUUAUUAUUACCUCAUCAAGGACGACCCCCUUACCCCAUUCCAAGAAACGGGGCUAUCACGCAGCCACAGCAUUCAUCUGAAGAUUUCCGAUAAUCAAAAGUCGUAUCCGAUCCACUCACUACCUUGACCUUACCUUAAUCCUCAUAAUCUCAAUCUCAAUCUCAAUCUCAAUUCCAAUCCCAUCAUCCUACUUUUACUCUCUUCAAACAAACAAAACUUCUUGUCCGUUUCUUUUCCCGCGUCUUCAUUCUCUGUCAAUAAUUUGAAGCCUUUCUAUUACAUUUCAUGGUCAAAAAUAUGAUGCUCUCGUGGAUCGCGAGAAAUUAAUGUUUGGUGUCGCAUCAUGGCAAGGCCAUAUAUUACUACCUCGGACAAGAACGGAUCUUUAUUGUAAGCUUCUUUUGCUAUUCUCACCAAAAAAAAAACAUACGACCUUACUAAACGAUACAUCAACAGGAAUCCGAUGUCUGCAGGUUCAAGUACUCCCAUAUCUUAUCGAGCGAACGUGAAUCGACAAAAGACAAAGAAAUGGGCGGAGGCAAAGAAGAUAGAUUAUGGAGGUGAUGAUUGGGGAGACGAUGAUGAAUAUGAUCCUUAUAAUGCGUAUGGAAAUGAGCCAGAUCCGGCACCUGCACCAGUCUCAAAACCUAUUGGUCUACGUCAACAAGGCCAGGGACUUGCUAGUAUGAGGGAAAUGUCUCAGGAACGGGGUCAGAAGAGCUAUGGCAGUCUCCCGACAGCUUCCGCAGGUAGCGCAUUGCGUAGACGGAAUUCCUUCGAAGCUGAUGAUGAGACGAGGCACUUUUCGAAUUCAACUAUUCGACAAGAACCAGCAAAACCCUCCUCCCCACCUCCUUCCGCCGGCUCCGCGAAUGUGCCGGCAACACGAUUUUCUCAAAUGGGAGUUGGAGGUAUAAGGCAUACUCGCGACCCAAGUGGUCCUCCGUCCCUGCAUAUAUCUACUGAACAACCUUCUCCUACAUCAUCACGAAAACCCUUGAUGUCUGUCAAUCCCGCGCCACCGGAAGCUUUAUAUAAUAAUGAUCCCAUGUCCCCACCUGCUCGCACAUAUACGAAUGAAUCGUCCAUCUUGUCAGCUGGCUCAGUCAAUAGCCUCAGCGACUACGAAACUUCCAAGGAUUUUUCCCCAUCUGCAGUACCGGCCCCAUUACACAUGCGGGCUCCGUCUGCUUCCCAAGGUGCAACGAAUGGAGCUCCAAGUACCAAAUAUCCGGCGCGAAAGAGCAGCUUGAGUACUGUGGGAACAGAAGCCCAGCGGGUCCAUCAAAUGUCACAAGAAACAGUAGCCAAACCGUUAGCCGCAAGUCCCGCUCGUUCACCUUCCCCCGGCUCUGCAGAUCGGUCAACAACAACCCCAGGUGCGUCAAAUACCAAACCUUCACCAUUUAUCAGGCCCGCGGAUAUCUAUCGUCGAGUUGAAGAGCGAAAGCAAGAGAGGGAGCGCUCCUCCUCAGAUUUGGCAAGACCUAGUUUGGACUCCAUUGGUAUGGAAAGGUCGAGUGACGGAUCACGUACCCCAGGCCAAGCGGGCACUCGUGAAAGAUCGAGUUCUGAUAGUUUAGGACCUGGAAACCGAGGAAAAAAUAGUUUUGGCGAUGAGGAUUCUGAAUCUGGAAGACGUUUGACACCGAUCCUGGAACCCGUCAACGAGCGAAAAAGUGAAUAUGACUUCGAAGGAUUUAAUGCUAAUGAAAUUCCCUCGCCAGACCAAGACAUACUAAACCCUCUCCCCGAAAGCAAAACUACCAGCCCUACACUUCCAGACCUACAUCGAAUUUCCGGCUUUGGAUCCGACUUUUUUUCCCAAUCAAAGCUUGAUAGCGAGGCCGCCCUUCCAGCGGAACUCUCAGCGGAACAACCAGAACGAAUGUUCAAAGAAUAUGCAAAACCGCCAGAUGAUACUUCCCUUCGAAGUCAUCCAUCUUUUGGAUUCAAGUCUGUUGUCAACCAAGCAUUCGAUAGUACGAGUGACGACUUGGUUUCUCCGAUCCCAGCCUCCAAGACUGGGAGUGAAGUGAGGAGAUCUGAUAGUGAAAGUACUGGGACCACUGAGAUAAGUCCCAUCAUGAGCCAUGGUCCAAGCACUACGGUUUCGGACAACCGAAGUCGUGAAAUGUCAACUCCUGCUAUCAUGGAGUUAGUUGAACCAGCAUCACCGCAUCCUCAGGAUGUUACACACGAGCAUGAUGAUCAGAUAGUCCCUCCAGAUUUUAUUCCAGGUCAUCGGCGCGAUAUCAGUACUCCUAGUCCAGGUAAUAGUCCCGCUAGAACCCCAGAUCUCGGUACCGCAUCGAAAAGAAUAUCGAUGGGAGAACACGCCUGGAUAUCUUCUGCAUCUCCUACUGCAGAAGAUGAGAUUCAAAACACUGAGCCGGAGCCUACACGUCCAACCAUUGAUCGCGAAGAGAGUUUCCGCCCCCAGUUACCCGGUGGAUGGCAAUCAUAUACGACGACUGCAACUACGAGCACUGUCCAGCCAGAGAGCGCUCGCUCACAAAGUCCGCAGAUACCAAACGAUCCGGUUCAAGAUUUGGCAGCUGAAGACUUGACACCUACUACCGCCAAGCACUCUCUUCCAGAGUCGUCUAUAGACGCAGCACGUGUUACACUUGGUGUCAAAUCUGACGCGAUGCCAACACCAGAUGCGAAUGGAAAUGUUCAUUCUGCUAUGACCCCACAUCCGGAAUUAAUUCCUGCUCUGCAAAGAGCUUCGCCGGAAGCUCAAUUGCGGCCUGAUUUCACUGCUCAGUCUGUUCCAACAGAAUCUUCACCUACCCCAUCAAGCAAGGGUGAGCGGGACGAGAAUGCUGAAGACGCUUCGGAGGAUCUUCCAAGCCCAGGCAUAGCUUCGCAGGAGAGUACAGCGGAGGCGAUUGACACCAAUGAACUCCUUCUUCCGCCUUCUCGACCUCAGGUUCUACCGACGUUGAGCACCGAUACUGGCCCUUUUGAUGAACAAAGCGACAAACUCCGAAAAGAAAUAGUCAAAAGAUUGUCAAUUCUGCCUUCAGAAUCAGAGGUAUCCCAUGAAAAUGUGCACGAAAGACUAGAUGCCCCCAAUACGGAUCAUCCGCGGGAAAGUGCAUAUUUGACGGAUGUGUAUGAUGAUUAUUGGAAUGGUACAGGUGAUGAAGAACACUCGUCUUCCAUAGGCACUACAUCUUUAGAUAAGCCACAAACUGAGCAAACUAUUCCAAUUGACAUGCCAGAAAUCCGACCCCUUAGCUCUCAUAGGAUGUCACGGCAGCAAACUCGCACCCCUCUACCCACACGUUUCUCUUGGGAAAUGAGCAUGGAAAGUGUCCACCAAGUGAAUCCAGACAUGCCUGAGCCACCUCGAAGCCAUGUUGAGCUUCCUGUUGAGAAUUACGAUGAGCCGCAUGAAGGUCUUAGGCAAGUUGAUCCGGAACCAUACAUGGAGAAGGAAGUCUUCGAAGGACCUUCAUAUGGCGAUCGUCACUAUGAAAGGGAUGUCGCCUUAGCCACUGACGCUACAACUUUUGAAGAUCGUGCUGCGGCUGCUACUCUAAGUACCACUUACCUUGAAUCCGCACCUACUGUUAAUGUUUCUUUGGCUCAAGAAAAGCAGCAGCCACAAUUUGCGUCAUAUACAGUCACCCAAACUCCUGAGAAUGAACAACCAGCGCAUGUUUCCACAUUGGAUGUCUCCACUGACCCGCUUUGGUCCAGUCCACACUCAUCGGCUAGUAUUCCAAGUCCUUUGUCGGCACGUGAAUCUGCCACUUCUCCUCGAACAUCUAAUUUGGGAAAGGUCUUGACGUGGAAAGAAAUUUUGGGGAUUAAAGAUGUCCAUGAAAGAGUACAUGCAUUCGAUGAAACUAGGGAACGGUUUGCGGACAUGGACUCUGGUAUCCACGAUUGGAUUUUUGCCUUAAAGGCGGAACAACCAGAACAUGCUGAUGUGAAUGAAUCUUACGGAGGUUUUACAUCAAGUGUACCGACUGGCUCGACCCGAAGAAAUACAAGGAGCGCAUCAGGAUCAAUGCAAUCACCUUAUUUUCAACAGUAUUUGAAUUCUAGUGCGCCAUCACAAUCAUCAACGUCUGUAUCACGACCAGGGCAAACCGGAGCUCCUGGUAAUCAGCAAGGCUUCUCACCCGCGCAUGCCAAAAUUACAAGUCAACAAGUUCAAGCGAAAGGAAAAGAAUUCCUCCAUCAUGCUGGGAUGUUCGGUGGUAAAGCUGGAAAGGCAGGUUUCCAGGCGGGUAAGGGAUUACUGGCGAAGGGCAAGAACAGGCUUCGUGCGGCCGGCAGUAGUGAUAAGGUAGAUUAACAUCUCCUUUUGGGUUGGAUAUGGGGUCUUUAGGCGUUUUAUUUUGAAAUUUUGUCGUUUUUUGAUUAAUUAGCGUGGGUGAAUGCUUAUUGCUUUGCCAAUCCCGCAUGGCGGGAUGUGUACGACUAAGGAAAAAUCCAGCCCAUCACAAUUGUUUUCUUCUCCUUGCUAUGUGGCCCAUCGUUAUGAGUGUUCCAGCGCUAAGUUUAACCCUUUUUUUUUAGACAAGUCCCCCUCCCAAGCCGAGACACCCUAAUCGUUCAUCAUGGGGCCUAGCACUCAGUCUAUCGAGAGCAACAGGCAGAACCGAUCCUAGUCAACACACAGAGCAGAACCUACCUUCCGAACCAACCAGCAGAUCACGAGUGUCAACUUCAUCGGAUGUGCUUACACCAAUCGGCAUAAUUGACGCUCCUGCAAGCGACGAAGAGGCGCGGGCGUCACACGCGGAGGAAGUGAAUGUGGUGUCACGUGAAACUGCAGGUGAGAUUUUAGCUCCCGGUGGAACGGAAGAGCAACAACUUGUAAAUCUUCCGGCACCUAUGAGUGAGUAUAAACCCACAUGGGAUGCUGACCAUGCUACUCAUAUUACUAAGGAGGGCCAUCUUGACAAAGGUUGGCAAACUGAUCACUAUUCACCUGAUCCCGAGUCAACAAAUAAACUUUUCGCUCCCGCUGGAUCGCAAAUGGGUGCAAGGUCGAAUUGUGAUAAUGCCACAGAACAGCAAGCCGGUUGGCCACCCAAAGAUGCUGUCGCAGCUUCAUCGCUUAUCGUAGGAGGCACAAUGGAACAUAAAGCAGGCUUGAAACCAUUAGAUCGGUCUCUAAUUAGUAUGAUGAAUCGACCUCGUGGAGCAAGUCUGGAUCAGGUGAUCAAUCCUGAUCAGCCGAGUCGAACUGCCACAAGAUCAUUACAAGCGCCUCUUCCAAUACAACCCACAAGUCAAAAAAUAUCCGGCAUCGAAGAACAAGGAAGGCAACCCUCAUUCAAAACAUUGCCACCUAUCCGAAGGACAUCCAAGUUUGGGUUCGAAUUUGGAUCCAGAAGACCUCAAACCAGAUUUCCCAUAUCCGAUGAUGAGGAUGACGAUGUUUCGAACGGUUACAUACAAGAUGUAGCCCAUUUGAAUACAAUGGUAGGUAGUAGUGAUCAUACUUCACAGCAAAAUGCUCGUACAGAUGUUUCAAUUGUGAACAAGGCUCCAGUCUCGAAACCGAAUGUUCAUACCGUCACACAACCUCGGUUCUCGGUUUUUCCUCGUGUCGCCGAUCCAUUUGUUCAUAAAAAUCAUGGGCAAGAUGUGGAGCGAUCGAAUCCAGCCAUGGGACAUACUCGUCAAAAUUCAUGGAACAGUCUCUCCAAAAUUUCCCGACCUAGGCGAGGUUCCACAUCUGACCAGCAGUCUGUUCAGCGUCGUAAUAGCAAUGCACCACCACCGAUGAUACCAGCUUUACCAUUUGAGUCGCCUCCUUCUUCCACUCAGCGCUACCCCGAACUAUUUGGAGGGCCGGCUGCUGAAGUCCAAGAUGACUAUAAUAUGCCUGGCGGAUAUUAUCAAGCACCUAGAGGUCGGACUGAAGCCCUAACUCCACGUCAGCCAAGCAGCGAAAUCUCAGGGGCGAGGCCUUCUCAAAACAAUGAAGAGCCUGUUGGUCAUCGAAGACGACGUAGCUCAGAUCUCGUCAGUCGAGGUAUGAACUUUGUUCGCUCCAUCUCAAGAGAGCGAAGAAGUUCCGUGUCAAGAGAGCGAAAAGGUCCUGUAUCAAGAGAUGGGGAAAUACCUCCCAUGGAUACUUUUGCCACUCCUCCUUCACGUGAUGGUAGGCAGAGAAAGAGAGGGUCUGGUUUCUGGGGUAGUUUUGACAUUACUGGGGAACAGUCAUCAGACUCCCCUAUUGGAAGAGAGAGUAUGGUGGCGCAUUAUUCUGGCAGUCAGUCCAAUCUGAUGGCGAGUCCCCACGAGAGCCCUAGGACCCCAAAAUCUCCCAACCCAAAUCCUACAUUGGAGACACCAAAUUCCAACAUAGUUGGUCGCUCCACAACUACGAUGGGCAAAACACUGCAGAGGGAUGACAAAAGGGGUCGAUUGGCAGGGUUAAGUGGUCUCUUCUCACGUUCUCCUAAAGGCGAUGGAUCGGUACUUUUCAAGCCAAAAAGAGCCACGACAGACCUUUCAAGUUUUAGUCCCCGUGGUGGCACUCUUUCUUCUCCCCAACUCGAAGCUCAAACUACGCAGGAUGCCAAUAUACACCACAAACGAAGACCAAGUCAACCGUUGAAUUUUCUGUCUAAAUUCGCCCCUUCUCCCUCUCUUCAAAAAACUGAGAACCCAAGUCAGGAUAGUAAGCUAUAUCAGGAACCCCGCCCGAGGCGCCCUUCAGUGAGUGGACUAUUGACCGGUAUGCUUAGAAAAAGAUCGAACACGCUAGAAAAAGAUAAUGAGAAAAGUGAAGACGAUGGAAGAAGGCCCGUGAUUGCUCCUGUGGCUAGAAUGUACUCAGACCUCGCCAUGGAAUCUCAUGAGGCUUUACCCGAUCCCGUUGCCACGCCUACGCAACGAUUAAAGAAGAUAGACCAAGAGCGUGGACGGACUCGCAAUUCUGGUAAGUUGAAUGGUAGCAAACAGGAGCAUUCAUACUCUCGUCCUCAUCGACAUGGUACCCCACCUUCCGCGGUCCCCGAGCCUCAAUAUGAUUCAGUCCCAAUUCCAGGAGGAUAUAACCUUGUCCGUGGUGAUGGAACAGCGGCAGUACUUACCAACUAUGAUCCACGUAGUAUCAAUAACACUCGUUCUCCGUCCCUGGAAGAUACCCUUUCUAAUUUAUCCCAACAAUACUCUGAACCAUCUCCUGUCUCGCCCCUUGUCCAUUCUAAUUCCUCAACUUUGCAUCAAUCACCAUCAUUUCAUCAGACAGUUACACCUGAAAGAAGAAUCCCAAUCUUACCAUCUAUAGAUACGCAUAGUUCAUCAUUUACGCCUUCCGUUCGCACUCAUUGUCCAAGUCAUGAAGAUAUCCUAGCUCGGUCGCCCGCCCGCGAACACCCAGGUCAGCAACGACCCUUCCAGCUUGCACUACCAUAUGACAGUAAUGCAAAUAGCCGAUCUAGUAGCUCAUCUACGCCACCUAUUCCUCCUCCCAGGGAUGGUGCUGUAGCUGCGUGGGGUCAAACAUCAGUACUGUUAUCCGUGGAUGAAGUUUUACCGACAAAUGAAAAUAUCGAUAUCGAUCGCUUUCCAUUGCCGCCCUCCCCACCUCAAAAUAACCCAGAGUGGCACAGAAAUAGAAAUCUUUCGGCAUCUUUUGAUAGUGGUUUGCAACGAACUAGCACGGGAAGGAGUCUAGUUAGUGCUGUGUCGCAAAUUUCUGACUCUCCAUCCCCACAGCCCCAAGCAGAGCAUGCAAUGGAGCAUUUUUUACAUGUGGAUGGCGACAACCAUGUAAAGCGACAAAGUGGAGGUUCGUAUAAUGCGGGUACAAAAUUGGCGAGGGAAGAUGCGAAUAUGGCUGAGGAGUAUACAGAGAGGAAGGAUGACAAGCAGACUUGGACAAGAGGUGGUAGUGGGAUUGGAGACACAGUUGAACGUGAGAUUGGCGAGAAAGCUGGCAAUGAAGGUGCCAUGAACAAAAAUGCACACACAGAAGACGAUAGAUUACAAAUGUCUGCAACGAGUUAUCCCGGUAUGGAGUGGAACCCAUAUACAGGCGGAUAUACGGUGGAUGAAUGAACAUGUUUUGUUCAUUGUUUGAGGAGGUAAGGAACGAUUAAGAGAAAGUGGAAUCACACCAUGGAAAGAAAGGUGGCGGGAGUAUGUAGGGUGCCAGAGAGCCAUUUGAUUCAGUGGCGGGAGUUUGAGAUUUGCUCGAUGGG
Molecule: messenger RNA, 8433 nt
Organism: Sclerotinia trifoliorum
Lineage: Eukaryota; Fungi; Ascomycota; Leotiomycetes; Helotiales; Sclerotiniaceae
Source: the annotation of a GenBank genome assembly